This is a messenger RNA of Magallana angulata, 923 nucleotides long. RefSeq names its product coiled-coil domain-containing protein 137-like. Bases 84 to 911 code for a protein of 275 amino acids. NCBI's taxonomy places the organism in Eukaryota, Metazoa, Mollusca, Bivalvia, Ostreida, Ostreidae. The record is from RefSeq and is a predicted model, not a curated record. The transcript has 7 exons.
AUCAAUAUUUGUAGUGUUCCAUGUAAACAUUGCAGCGUGGUAUUUUCAUUUGGGUACCGUUUUUAUUUUACUCACUUCCAGAAAUGGGGAAGCUUGGCAAAUUACAGAAAAGCAGAAAAAAUAAAAAACUUAAGAAUGUUGACGCUGAAUACUCCAAUGAACCUAGAGGAUCUAAAAAGAAAAGACCUGCCAACUUGGCACCGAAAAAUGAUGAGCAGGAUAUGCCAAAGAAAGUACAGAAUAUUAUGAAAUAUAAGAAGAAAACGCCCAAACAAUUUCAGAACGAGCAUACAAGAAAAAAAGGAAAGAAGCCUGUUUACAUGGAACGGGGAAUGACAAGACCUAUGGCAGCAUCCCCAAAAUUCAUUCAAGGGAAACGAGAGAAGAGCAAGGAUUUCAUGAAGAGAGUUGAAGUAGAGACAAGAAAAGUUCUCCAUCGACAUCAACUGUCCCAGAAAUUUAAGAUGGAUUUAGAUGCAAUGGAAGCAGGAGAAAUUAAAAAACAUAAGAAAAAGAUGAACGAAAAACAAAAAGAGAGAUUACUUCUGAAAAAGCAUAAAAAAUCAGAAAAGAAGGGCAGAGAUGUGGAUGAAUUUAAGGAUUAUGAAGAUAAGGUGAAGUUUGGAGAGGUGGUUUAUGAGCCUCCGUCCCUCACAGCUCUACCCAGGAAAGCUGUCAAGGAGGAUUCGGUACCCAGACCUGGCAAGAAAUCUCUGCUUCUGAAGGAGAUCAUCGCCGACAAUGCCUCCAUCACCCCAGCCAGUGUAGGAUCUUCAUCGAAGCGUGAAAUUGGACAGUCAGUCAAGCGUAAACAUAUGUCAAUGGCACAGCAAAGUAGAAUGGACAGAGAAAGAGAGAAUGCAAUAUUACUGUAUAGACAACAGAAACAAAGAAAAUUAAACCCGUCCUGACGGAUCUGCAUA